Molecule: messenger RNA, 1453 nt
Organism: Astyanax mexicanus (Mexican tetra)
Lineage: Eukaryota; Metazoa; Chordata; Actinopteri; Characiformes; Acestrorhamphidae
Product: olfactory receptor 52K1-like
Exons: 1
Coding region: 416-1372 (318 amino acids)
Biological process (GO): G protein-coupled receptor signaling pathway
Cellular component (GO): membrane
Molecular function (GO): G protein-coupled receptor activity; olfactory receptor activity
Source: RefSeq, a predicted model, not a curated record
UAGGUAUAUAUAUUGAGGCAGAUACAAAUGCCAUUAAUUAAUUAGUCUGCUGUUGGGAAGCUAAACAGAAAUGUGUUAUGUGACUGUACUUAAAGCAAUAACUCUGUUUGAUGAUGUUAUUUCAUUUCAUUAUGUGCACAAAGGAGAGUAUAAUAUAUACUGUUGUUUAUUAGUGUAUUUUACAUUAUGAUAUUAACUAUAGGAUAUGUCAAGUUGCUUGAGUUGUUUUAAGAAACCGUACUUUUUGUUUAGUAUUCUAAUAUAUUAUUAUUAUUCUAAUAUAAUAUAAAAUGGCUAUGUAAAUAAUUAAUAGACUUAAAAACAUUGAGAUAUGAGAAGAAAUUAUAAUUAUCUAAAAGAUAAUAAUACAAAUUAAGUCAUGUAACAUCACUGAACAUAUCUUUUUGACUUUACUAUGGUGACCACUCAAGAUCUUCCUAUAGGAAAUGUUUCUUUUACAACUUUCCAACUGAGUGGUUUCAGUUCUUUGGGAGAAUGGCGGCGCUUUUUGUUUAUCCCAUAUUUCCUGAUGUUUAUGUUGUGCAUCAUUGCAAACUCUAUUCUGCUAUAUUUAAUUAUAUCCCAGAGAGCUCUGCACUCUCCGAUGUUUGUACUAAUCGGUGUAAUGGCUGUUCUAGACAUGCUUUUUCCAGCUGUUUUUGUACCAAACAUGCUGCUUAGCUUUUUAUUUGACUGGAAUCAGAUUUCUCUUGUGGGCUGUUUAAUGCAGAUAUUUUGGACUCAGACCGUUGGCGCAUUGCAGUCUACUCUGCUGCUGUGGAUGGCUGUGGAUCGGUUCUUUGCUAUAUGUAGACCCCUUUCUUAUCACAAACACAUGCAAGUAACCAACUUCCUGAAAUUUGUUAUUGUGCCCAUAAUCAGAAACAUGCUUAUAAACAUCAGUUUAGUUGCUUUGGCUGGAAAAUUGCAUUAUUGUAUGAAAAAUGAGAUCGAUCACUGUUUUUGUGAACACAUGGGUUUAGUCCAGCUGGCAUGUCAAGACACAACCAUUAAUAACUUAGUGGGGCUUACAGGUGUUUUAAUAAUAACAACAGCUGAUUUUAUAAUUAUUGCUAUAUCAUAUGUAAUAAUAUUUACCUCUGUCUUGAAAUCAGGGAAGUCCAGCUCAAAGGCUCUCAACACUUGUAUUACACAUAUAAUCGUCCUCAUAGUUGGUUUGGUGUUGGUCUUGUUAGCUCUUCUGGCAUAUAGAACUAAAAAUAAUUUUUCUCCAAAUGUCCGAACUUUUAUAAGCACAAUGUACAUACUAUUUCCAUGCUGUUUCAAUCCAGUAAUUUAUGGAGUGAGAACAAAAGAAAUAAGACUGCAGUUCUUAAAAUUAUUUAACCGUGUGAAAGUUUUUUCACAGUAAUUAUGUGAUGUUAAAAAAAAAAAACUUACAAUACUCAUGCCUUAAUAACUUUAACACCUGUACCGAAUCUUAGGCUCUCCU